AUGAUUCCCAGAGGAGUAAGAAUAUAUUCAAGACCUCUUUUAAGGGUGACAUGUUCACGCAUCGUACAGUACCCCAUACUUCGGGCGUACUCUCAAACAGCAACGUCAACCCCAAAAUCUUUGAAACCUUCCUCCUUUGCUCUACCGAAAGAUGUACCUCCACCAGCCGAUACUGAAACAGGCCCAGAGAAAUCCGAUGACAGCAGGUACUUCCAACUCACAAAAAUCGUUUCUGGCCACACAGACCUUAAGAUAGCAAUUACUGACCGCGCCAUGAAAAAGUUGACUGAGAUAGCAGAGAGUGACCAAAAUCCUGACUCGGCCUUGAAGAUCAAAGUGGAAAGUGGCGGAUGCCACGGAUUCCAGUACAAUAUGGACCUCACAAACGUCAAGGAUGAGCUUUCAAAGAACAAGGACUUGGUUGUUUUCCAAAGAUCAGACAACGACAAAGCAAAAGUUAUCUUCGAUGAGUCUUCGCUCGAGAUCUUGCAAGAUUCGAAAGUGGACUACACCAAAGAACUUAUUGGGUCUUCUUUCAAAGUUGUUGACUCUCCAUACACAUCUACUUCAUGUGGAUGUGGGUCUUCAUUCGAUUUUGAUUUCGAGAAGCUUCAAAAAGCCAAAGAAGCACAUUAA
Molecule: messenger RNA, 636 nt
Organism: Clavispora lusitaniae ATCC 42720
Lineage: Eukaryota; Fungi; Ascomycota; Pichiomycetes; Serinales; Metschnikowiaceae
Gene: ISA2
Product: Isa2p
Biological process (GO): iron-sulfur cluster assembly
Cellular component (GO): mitochondrion
Molecular function (GO): iron ion binding; 4 iron, 4 sulfur cluster binding; 2 iron, 2 sulfur cluster binding
Source: RefSeq, a predicted model, not a curated record